ACUACGUUUCAUGACACGCGCAAAUAGAUAGAACGAAGGGAAACUUCUGGAUAGAACGUGUUGGGGGAAGAGAGUUGCAGAAAGAACGAGGCAAAAAUGUCGUCGUUUUUGCGGUCCUUUGUUGAUCCGAAGAAGAACUGGUUCGCGCGUCAGCAUAUGAAGACUGUCUCCACUCGCCUCCGCAAAUAUGGUCUCAGAUACGAUGAUCUGUACGAUCCGUACUACGAUCUGGACGUGAAGGAGGCACUUAAUCGGCUGCCGAGAGAGAUAGUCGACGCUCGCAAUCAGCGUCUCAAGCGCGCCAUCGACCUCUCCAUGAAGCAUGAGUACCUUCACGAGAAUCUUCAGGCACAGCAGACACCAUUUAGGUACUAUCUUCAAGAUAUGCUGGCUCUGGUGAAGAAGGAGAAAGCAGAACGUGAGGCUUUGGGAGCUUUGCCCCUCUAUCAGCGCACCAUUCCAUAAGCAUCUUAUUGCCCUUGUUGCUACUGCUUAUUUUGGUGUGAAUGUCUGAGUGAAAUUAUAUUUUUAUGUGGUAGUUUAUUUUUUAUAACAGAGGAAGGAAUGCACAAUGCUAAUAGGCUUCUUCAGGCAUUCUUGUUCAAAUAAUCAGGCAUUAUUGACCGCAAUGAAGUCAAUGCUUCAUGUUUUUGUUACUUUCCUCUCAUUGAGAAAUGUGAUGCUACUUUAAGAGUCA
Messenger RNA from Carica papaya (papaya), 697 nucleotides. RefSeq names its product cytochrome b-c1 complex subunit 7-2, mitochondrial-like. Gene Ontology annotation, biological process: mitochondrial electron transport, ubiquinol to cytochrome c. Gene Ontology annotation, cellular component: respiratory chain complex III. NCBI's taxonomy places the organism in Eukaryota, Viridiplantae, Streptophyta, Magnoliopsida, Brassicales, Caricaceae. The record is from RefSeq and is a predicted model, not a curated record.